AUGUCGGUUGGGAAGGAGGCGGCGGCAUCCGAGUUGCGGGUCGUCUUGUUGGGACCUGUGCAGAAGCAUCAAUUUUUCAAAAACCUGUGCCUGGCCGCCGACAAAUACGAGAAGCACGUCCACUACAAUGACGUGCACUAUAUGCAUUUGAAGAAGGGAGAAAAUGAUGAGGAGGUCCUUGAGGUGUCCGAUCCAGGAAUGGCGCACACCGGAAAUCGCGAGAUGGCCAUUCGAAACUGUGAUAUUGCCCUGAUCUACUGCUCCGCAACGACGGCCACCAGCUUUGCCCAGCUGCAGUCCCUCAUCCCGGAUUUUGAGGCGCGCAAAUCCGUACCAGUCCGAUUCUUCUUUGACACUGAUGACGUAGCCAUUGAAGAUGAAGAUGGAUCCUCAACGGGAAUUUCGUCAGUAUCGGAAGGAUAUGAAUCCGAUCCGGAGAGUCCAGAACGGAUGAGGCGGCGAAACUCGAUGGAAAAGAUUCGGCGCCUGAAUGAGGAUGGCGUAGUGACGAUUGAGCAGGUUAACGAACUGUCGGAAAAGUUCGGAAGCGACGUGCGCGUCGACCAAAUUGCAUCGAGCCAGAUGGACAACACCCGAGAGUUGCUUGAAGUCAUUGCAGAGGAUGCCAUCAAGAAUAAGAAAAAGACGGUCUCGAAGCGACGCCUCCUCUCGCUUGGCGGGAGCAAAAGCCGCGAGAACUCAAAGUCACGCCACAACUCUUCCGAGUCCAAGGAGGAGGACAAGAAAAUUGAGAAGCAGGGCAGCAAGAAGGAGCGAAAGAACUCGCAAAAGGACAGCAAAGUUUGCUCGAUUAUG
This is a messenger RNA of Mesorhabditis spiculigera, 816 nucleotides long. Lineage: Eukaryota; Metazoa; Nematoda; Chromadorea; Rhabditida; Rhabditidae. The record is from the annotation of a GenBank genome assembly.